This is a messenger RNA of Drosophila rhopaloa, 7504 nucleotides long. RefSeq lists its product as uncharacterized. Gene Ontology annotation, biological process: negative regulation of transcription by RNA polymerase II. The record is from RefSeq and is a predicted model, not a curated record. Gene Ontology annotation, cellular component: nucleus. The coding region runs from base 303 to 6698 and encodes 2131 amino acids. NCBI's taxonomy places the organism in Eukaryota, Metazoa, Arthropoda, Insecta, Diptera, Drosophilidae. Gene Ontology annotation, molecular function: transcription corepressor activity; protein binding. The transcript has 5 exons.
AAAAAGCAUACAAGUGAAAGAAGGCACAAAAUACUGGUUUACACAAAAUAAAAAAAGAUUAAGAAAAAGAAAGAAAGCAAAGCGAGGAAAAAAGAGAAAAAGUUGCUGCACGAGAAAUUUUGUACGUCUCCCCAUUUCUAUAUCUGCAUGUGUGAGUGUGUGUGAAGUGAAGUGAAAAUCAAUGCUGCAAGGAAUUAAAACAACAGCCAGUUUACAAUAAAUAUAUAACAGUAAACGGGAUUAAGGGCCACAACAAAGAGGAAAAAAGGAACGAAAUAUUAAAACAUCUCAAGACCACCACCAUGGAACCCAACAGACAUCACGAAUAUCAAACACAUCAUCAGCCGCAUCCGUCGAUGCAGCACCAUCCACCGCAUCCACAUCACCAGCAACCGCACCACCAGCAGCCGCACCACCCACAGCAACCGAUCCACCACCAUCACCCGCCGCCUCCUCAGCAGCAGCAGCAGCAGCAACAACAACAACAACCACCACCACCGCAGCAGAUCCACCAGCAGCAGCAUCCACAUCACUACCAGCAACUGCACCACCAUCCGACGAGCUCCACAUCGGUGGGCAGUUCUUCCUCCGCCAGCUAUGGCAAUCACCACACCCAGCAUCACCCAACAUCAAUGGCCGAGGAUCAGCGAUCCAGGACAGCGAUGUAUAUGAGCAGGAGCACGCAGCCUGGCUUGCCACUACCUUCGCAUCCUCCGCCACAAGGAGCAGGUGCCUCUGGCGGCCCCAGUGGAAGUGAUCCCCAUAUGCAAUACUACACCUCGAACCAAAGUUUGACGGUGAAGAAGAUGCCCGAACCACCGCAUCCCAGUUGGAGCUACAAAAGCCAAGCUGUACCGGCUCCAGCUCCGGCACCUGGAUUGCGGCAGCAUGGGAAUCCCGGCCUGUAUGCGACGGGCAGUACGGCCUACUGGCAGCCACCGGAUGAGCAGUUGCAUCACCAGCAGUCAUCCAGAUAUUCCUAUGGGAAACCAGGAGGCCCCGUUACGGGCUCGAGAUCUAUUCAAGGACCCCCGCCAAAUAGCCAGCGAUACUACAGCGAGGACAUCAAGUACUCCACGGUACCUGCCGCAUCCAAGGUGCUCACCUACGCACCACCAGCCAGCAGCUCCUCGCAGCCACAGCCAACGCCACCCACCUCCAGCUCGUCCUCCAACUCGUCAUCCGUCCGCCACUAUGAACUCGAACAUGUGGUUAAUCCUAGUAAUCCUAGCAACGAGCACCAGCAACCGAGUCCGAAUUAUGGAAGAAAGUGCCCGCCGCACUAUGAAACUCCGCCGGAGCAGAGGAGUGCCGGCGCCACGCCCUCUUCGACGGGCACGCCCACGUCGUCAUCGCACCACCAGAGCCUGUAUAUACCGAUGCCGACAUUUAGUACGGAAAAGUUCCAAACUACCGUGCACAAUGCGAUUGAGAAGUACGUACGGGAAACUCCGGGACCCAGUUUGGAAUAUCCCAGAGGUGGAGCCGGAGCAGCUGUGGGUGCUGGUAGUGGAGCUGCCUAUGGACGCACCAACUACUACAAUCAGCAGCCGGUGAAGAGCUCCAAACCAGCACUGCCUGUUCCACCAACUGCCACCUCUAGUUAUGUGAAAAUGGAGCCAGAGCAUGCGCUCACCGGAAGUUUGCCGCAACCUACGAGAUCCUCGCUAUAUCACAACCCAUACAAUGUGGAGAGCAGAGAAAGGGAUGCAUCGCCAGCCAUGGCCACUGUGCCGGCGCCACAUGGUUAUCCAACGAAAUAUGGAAAGCUGAUACAGCAGCAGCAUGCUGGCGGAGUGGGAACGGGUAGCUCUACGCCGUACUCAAGCUACUACCAUCAGGGAACACCUUCGCCAGCAGCGGGAGCGGUGGCCUCACCCACGCCAGUACCAGCACCACCGCCAUCCGGUGCCCCGGGAACGAUUCUGGGUCCCGGGAUUCCUUCUCCACACAGCAGCCAGUCUGCUCCUCCGCCAGUCAACAGUCAGCAGCCCGCCUCUUCCUCAUCCUCCAGCAAUGCCAACUACUCCACGCUGCAGGUUUAUCCACACGGCCCGGAUAUCUGCUACCAGCCUGGUAGUCAAUCCCAGCCGCAAAACCAAUCCCAGAGUCAUAUAAAUCCGGCCAAAAAACCACCAGCUGUUACAAAACCGAAUUAUCGUGCUUUAAUCAACGAUAUGUUGAAGAGGAAUACAGCCAGUGAGCAGGAACUUAAUCUUCAGAUCAUCAAGAAGACUCUUAAUCAUGCGGCACCCAGUAGAGUCAUCCAACAACAGGGUACUGUGCCCGCUUCUGCUCCACAUCCGCCGCCGCCAGCGAUUCAUUCGCCAUUGGAUUUAUCCAUGCGUACGGUGAAGCAGACGGCGGAUUCAACGGAGUACAAGUACCAGAGGCCCAGCACAGAUUACAAGCUACCGGCAGCGGGUUUGGGCGGUGGACUGGGAUUGCCCAGGUUCGACAUCACGCCCAACUUCUCGGCGGCCACCAGGGGCGGAGCACCCACGAGUCCGGCGCCAACAGCUGUGAUACGACAAGCUCCGGCAACUCCGGCCGUUCCUCUUCCACCCACGGUUUCAGUUCCUCCGGCGGCGGCUGCCCCGACCUUGGUAAUCAAAACGCUGCAACAGAUGCGUCCCAGUGUGCUGGAAAGCAAUCCGUUUGCCAAGCGACAGCAGCAGCUGCCGCCAGAGACGAGUAUUGUCCAGGUGAACAAACCACCGGUGGAACUGAUGCCCACACCGUCGCCAAGUCCCCACAACAGCAGUAAUCCCAACUAUUUGGGUAGGAAGAGGCACCUUCAGGAGUACAAUCAAGCGGCCGCCAAGCAGGCGAGAUUGGAUGCGGAAUCUUCAGGAUCUCUAAUCGCAGGAGCACCCCUAAUUGCUGCUCCCACCUCAGUGGUUGUAGUGGCUCCGGUGCCCGUGAUCGCUGUGAACGAACAGGCGCUGGCCGCCAAGCGGGAAAGGGAAAUGCAGCCGGUGAGCCUACCAGAAUCCUCCACUUCCGCCAGUCCCAUACCCAAGAUGGAACCCCGAAUUCGUACCAAAGCAGAGCUUAAGGGUUUCACAUUUACACCACCUGUGCUGGUAACCUCCACCACCAAUGCCUCGUCCAGUACAAUUUCUCCGCCCAGGACACCACCCAACCAGAUUACCAAUCACAUACAAAUCAAGCUGGAGCCAGCGCCACCGAAGGCGGCUGAUUUGGGUCUGGAAGAUGAAGUCAGCUUGGGAAACCUGAUGGACUGGAGCAGUACAUGUAAUAAUCUCGUCGAGCAAUUACUUAGCAAGGUGGUGGUGCUGCCACCUUCGUUGCCACCCGCCACAACCACCGGUAUUAAACUGGAGCUGAGUGAAGAUGAUCUGCCAGUGGCUCGCAUUCUCAAGAGGCAACCUUUGGCAGCCGUAACUCCAGCUGGCGGAGAUGCCGAAUCGGCCACCACCCAAUUGACCACCACUACCAACGGAAUCUCUUCGUCUUUGGGCAAUGGCAGUGGCCAAAAGAAACUCAGCAAAAUGGAGAGGGAGAAGAAACGUCUGCAGCAGGAGAAAAGAAUGGCCGCCCGAUUGGCGCCCCAACAGGGACAGAGUAGCUCGUCGGAGAGCGAUACCACGGAGCUGCACAAGCGCAAUUCCGCCAGGCAGAAGAAACCUCUUAUGCGGAAGGGAAGAACAAGGCAAAGGUCUCCAGAAGCAGCCAGCAUUCAGCAGAGCAGCGAUGAGGAGCAGGAGAAAACCAAUCAGCGUCUGAGCCGCAGUCAAACCUCCAGUGAGGAAAGUAAAGCGAAAGCUACCUCCGCCAAAAAAGAAGUUAAGAAGGAGGUUAAAACUCCCAAUAACAAGGCCAGCAAUAGCGCCUCUCUAACCAAAACCAACAAGAAACAAUUCGAUGCUCCCAGCCAAAACAAAGCUAAGGAUGAGGAGAAUCUAAAGCAGGAAAGCCAGGAGAGCAGCUCCUCGGAAAGUCACGAAGAAGACGAGGGCGAAGAGGAGGAGGAUCAGGAGGAGGAGGAGGAAGAGGAAGAAGCUGAAGAGGAUGACGAAGAGGAGCAGGAGGAGCAGGACAAGAAGAAGGAGAAGCGAGUGGGUCGGCGACCGGGGAACACCCUCAAAAAACGAAUUGCCCACAAGCUGAACACCAUGACCCGCUCUAAACAUCGCAAGGAACUCGAACUCCAGUUGGCCAAUAGUAAGGUUCUACGCAAUGACAAGAUCAUCAGAAAUUCCACCACCAAAAUCAAGAGAAAGUACGUCCGCAAAGUGGUGGACAGCAAAAAGGAGAUGAUGGUCACGCGAUUGAGAAACAAACGUGGGCUGAAUUCGGAUUUGGGACAACUGAAUGGUAGAAAUUCUAAGCUGAAGGGUAACAAAAUGGGUAAUAGUGCCGGAAAACCUGCAAAGACUUCACCUCAGCAGCAAUUGUACCUGGAAGAGUAUCGCUACAAGUUGGCUUUGAAAAUCCCCCACCGCCUGAUCUCGAUCAAUAAACUCAAUAAAGUGGCCGCCUCAAUGCCGGAUUUGGAGCGACGUGAUCUCAGCCAGGAGUUGGCCUGCUUUAAGAGAAAUAGACCCAAGACCAAAGCAGCCAGUAAGCAGGACUCCACACCGAAAUCGAUAAUCGAUGUUCUCCAUUUGAGAGUAACCUCAAAUGGCAGUACGCCGAGUACACAAAGGAAGAUCUCCGUCUCGGCACCCGCUUCCACCAACCUGCAGAUCCACAGUGAAACCUCGCAAACUUCCGCCUCGACUUCACUGUACGAGCAACCGCAGCAGGAGCCAACGGAAAACCAGUCCCUAGAUGAUCUCAGCAAGCGACACUUUAGCAUCUUCGAUACGAAAGUGUUGCAGAGCAAAACACGAACGGAAACCAAGUUGCAGAAGCACCGGGAGAUCAUCCGUGAGAUUUUCGUCGGUCCGGAACGUCCGGCUUCGGCUCCGCCGGAAUGUGCCCAAGAGUCGGAGGCCGGGGAGGCUAUUAGUUACCAGAAAUACGAGGAGUUCCUGCAGCAAAUGAACAGCAUAGUCAGUGCCAAUGAUAACAAGUUGGCCAGGAGAUCUCUAAUGGAGGAUAAGUCCGUAACAGUUCCCCAGUGUCCGCACAAGAGGAAGUAUCUUCGCAGGAAAGGCAGCUCGGGUUUUGAUUAUAUAAGAAAGAAGAAGCGACCAACUCCAACACAAAAUCAAAACCAGAAUCAGAAUCACAACCAAAAUCAUAAUCAAAGCCAAUCUGCGAGUCAAUUGACACAACAUCUAUUGGAUCACAAUCAGAGUGCGGCGGAUGAGCGAUUGGAUGAUACGGAUAGCACCAUAGCAGGUAGUUCCCACUUGCCACCGAAGGUCAAAACGGAGUCGGAUGUUUGUCGGGAGAUCCAGAAGUGGGUGCUCAACAAGGGUGUGGGUCAGAGCACCAUGCAUAAGGCUGCUCGUCAGGGAUUGAUCGAUGUGGUGGUCUACUGCUUGGAUCAUCUGAAUAUGAACCCGGAUCAGAAGGACAAUGCCGGCUACACACCCCUCCACGAGGCUUGCACCCAGGGAUGGCUGGAGAUCGCCAGGAUACUGCUCCAAUUCGGAGCCAAUCACUCGGAGGCUGCUCAAUCCGGAAUCAGACCCUUGCAUGGAGCCAUCGAAAAUGAUCACGAGGAGGUGGUGCGCCUGUUGCUCUCCUAUGGCGCCGAUCCGUUGCUGGCAACUUACUCAGGUCAAACCCCGCUAAUGUUAGCUUCAAGCAAGUUGAUGCGUGGCAUUCUGCGCGCUCAUCUCAGCGAUGCACAAAGUGCCGCCGCUGACAUCAAGCCAAUGCAAUUCCAUGGGCCUUGGAAGAUAUUUGAUGCUAAGGAGUAUGGUUAUGAUAUAUUCAGUAAUGUACCGAAUACAGCUUGUGAUAUGAGCAGAGCUCUACGUAGAGAAAGGAAGGAGGCCAAACAGCAGAGGAUGAGCAGCAGCAAUAGCACCAGUAAUUCAAAUUCCAACGGCAAUGGCUUGCUACCAACCAAGAAGGAGGAGCAGGAGCCCGAGGAUUUGGACCAGGAGCGGGUGAAAACGAUCAAGCAGAACGGGGAGACGAGUGCAACGAAGACUGGACCAGCAACUACGACAGCGGCAACAACGAUGGUUAAAUUGGAACCAGGAAUCGAUGAGGAUAGCAAUAACAAUAAGAACAACGACGAGCUAAAUGCUAAUGUUGAAAAUAAUUUAGUAACAAGCGUUGUGAAUGUCAAGAAUGAAGUGAAAAAGGAGGUGGAUGCUGAAACAGAAGCGGAAACGGAAGGAAAUAUGAUUAGUAGGAGUAGGCUAGACGACGAUCAGACGGACAUCGAGACAAUGGAUAGUGAAUCGAAUGGUGAUAUUUUUGAAUUUGAAGAGGCCGAUGUGCCCUUGCCACCACUGUACUUGCUCAAAGACGAGGGCAGUGAUAAAUGGGUACUACUCAACGAUUUGUGCAAUUUACUUAAAGUUAAAUCAAAGGAUACGUUGCUCAACAAGCUCUGCCCGAACAACAGCAAUGCGUUGGCCAGCAGUCAGAAGCACCUGCUCCGGGAGUUCAAGAUCGACGAUUUCCUGGAGAAGGCCACCUGCCUGCAGCUGUUGUGCGCCGGUGAAAAACUGAACAUGUUCAGCUCCUCGAAGGUUGUGCUCAUUAAAUACAACGACAGUGUGCGCAACUUGUUGGGCGUCAAGACCAUUUUAAUGAAAUUUUAACCGAGAUAUACAUAGCGAUAGGACGAGGCAUGAUCCAGAAAGAAACCACUUAGAAAAUGAUGAACAGAUGAACCUAGUACUAACUGAAAUUAGAGUGUAAAGUGCAAACAAAUAUUGAAAAACUAUUAGUACGAAUAUAAUUAUAGAUUUACAUAUUAUACAUAUGUAUAUUUUAGCUAGUAGCUAGUUUUUACUCACACGUCUUUAUCUUUGGAAGAUAAAGUCUUUUUUAAAGGAAAUUAAAUUAGAGCUAAUGCAAAGUGAUACAAAGGUGCUAUACACACUCAAAACGAAGAAAAAUGAAACGGAAAUGAAUGGAAAUUUUAAAGAGAGAAUAUUGUAAAAAUCUGGAAUCUUUAGGAUUGGCUGCAAUAAUGCAAUUCAAUAGUAGAACAAACGGAAGCGAGGCAAUGAGAGUAAUGGAAACGAACAGAAAAUGUAUGCCAGCCAAGCAGCUAAUAAAUCGAUAUAUACAGAUAUAUCUAGGGAUAAAGUGUAAUCUAUGGUUUUUAAAAAAAGCAAAACAAAUUAGCUAAAGUAUAAAUUAAAUAAUAAUUAUUGUAAUAAUAUUAAAGCAGCAACAAAGGCGUAUUUAUGUAUUAUGUAUUUUUAAAUGAAAUUAUUAACAUAAUAUAUAAAGUAUAUGUAUACACAAUAUGAUCCAACUAUAAUGUAAAUCAAUUUUCAGAUAGGUUUGUAAUUUUCUAUGUAAUGUACGUGUGUAAGUUUUGUGCAACUAUAAAAGGAACCACAAAAAAAAACAAAAGAAAUUUAACAAAAAAACUAAUAAUGAGAAACAAAAUAAA